AUGAAGUCGACAUCUCCAAAAGGAGAUGAAGAUCCACAAAAACCACAUGAGGUACAUAAGGCUCAUCCGCCGAAUGAAAAAAUAAAAUCAGAAACGACAAAGAGAGGUCAAGAUAAGAUUAGUUUAAAUUUUUCGUCCUUACAGACCAGUAUUCGUAUUCCAAUUCCAAAACAAUACUCAGGAAAGCAUCAUCCACCUGUUGUUGAGACAAUUCAGCCCCCUCCUCCACCUCCUCCGCAACCUCCAAUAAUUCCACCGCCAGUUCAACCCAUACAGCCUCCACCUGUACAGCAAGUUGAAGUAAAACCAAAAGUAGAAAAUACUCCUGAAGAUAUUUUUAAUGUUGAAACAUUUGUUCCCAGUAAAAUCGAAGUUCGAAUUCCAAAAGUUACAGAAAAGAAUAGAGCUGUGUUAACUAAACUUAAUACACCUAGGUCUGAUGUUCCGCCCCUUGAAUCUCCAAAAUUUUUAGAAAAGGCACAGCAUCUUGAUAUCAACACUGUAACUAACAAUACAGCCGCAAAACCACCUCCUCCACCAAACCCUGUAUCGAACCUACAGAUGCUGCUUCAAACAGCAAGCAAAGCAGCGAAACCAGCGCCAAAAGUUCAAAAAAAGGUUUUACUUAAGCAGUUUCCUCCCCAAAACCAACCAAUAUUCCCGCCAAUCAAUACAGAACCUCCCAAAGAGGUUUCUUUCCCUCAAUUCCUCAUGAAUACGCAAAAUUCGUUAUUGAAUACAAAUCCUGCAGCAAUUGCAGCUGCGGCAGCCGCAAGGACAAUACAAGCGCAGAAAAUCAUAUUCCCAUUCCAAAUACCUCCUAAAACAGAACCGGAACAAAAAAUUCCUCCUCCAACUCCAGUUUGCGCUGCUCCUAACCCAGGUCUGCCUCCGGCAUCCGAAAUAAGAGCAUUAAUAGAUGGAAUUGAUGGAGAAAUUGCCAUUCUUAAGCAGAAUAUGCAAGUCAAUAUUCACGAAUUAGAAAUUUCAUUCUUAUCAGCGUCAAAAACCUCUGAAAUCAAGACAGAAACUAAUGUACAGAACUACCAUGGAUUCUUAAUACCUCAUAAUCCAAUAGAAUUUUUCAAAAAAGCAAAUUCAGAAAAAAUUGCGAAAAGCCAUGCGAAAUACAAACUUCCUGUUGAACGUAGAAAAUAUUUACAUAUCACACAACUCCCCAAAUACUGCGAAGAGAUGAAAUCCGAAGAAACAAACAUAAAUCCGAUGUUACGUGUUAUAAUGCAGGAAAAGGCCUUACUUAGACAUAGAAAAAUCCAACUCGCAUGGGAAUAUAAGCAAAGGAGUAUCCCGUGGAAUGAAUUUAAUACAAAUUUGUCGAUAUAUACUCACGAAUCUCACGAAAGCAUCGAUUUGUGGCCACCAGAGUUCGCUGUCAACAAACUUAAGACCACUGACAAGUCAAUUUUACUUCCUCUUUGUGCUCCUGACCAACCAAUGCUAUUAUCAGAUGCAGACAAAGAGGCAGAGCUUUAUUUUGAUGAGAACAACUUCGUUGAGAAUCCAGAAGCAGAACACAAACAGUAUAAAAACAGAAUCUCGUGGACAGAAAGCGAAAUCAGAAUCUUCCUGGAAAAAUACGCCCAGCAUCCUCGGCAGUUCAAGAAAAUCGCUGCAGCCCUUCCUCUGAAGUCUGUGAAAGACGUAAUCGAGUUCUACUACAUUCAGAGAAUCAAAAUGAACCUGAAGGACUUGGAAAAGAUCGGACAUACAAGAGGAAGAAGGAAAGCUUUGUUCAUUGAACACCCUCUAUAA
Molecule: messenger RNA, 1773 nt
Organism: Trichomonas vaginalis G3
Lineage: Eukaryota; Parabasalia; Trichomonadida; Trichomonadidae
Product: glycolytic process regulation protein
Exons: 1
Coding region: 1-1773 (590 amino acids)
Biological process (GO): regulation of transcription by RNA polymerase II
Source: RefSeq, a predicted model, not a curated record